GCAAUCGUGCGUAUAUUUACUACAGGAGGGGAAUAGGGGAGGACCGGGAGUACACCCCCCUAACCUCCCCUUUUAGCCCGAGAUUCCGUCGCGAUCGAAGCACACCCACAUUGAGCGUAGUGGUUGCCGCAUUCGGGCGCAGUCCUCUUAAAAUAGAAAAAAUUCGAAAUGGAGCUAAAAGGCAAAGUUGCUUUAAUAACAGGCGCCGCGGCAGGCAUCGGACUCGCUUAUAGCGAGGAAUUACUGAAACAAGGAGCUAAGGUUUCGCUGUGUGAUAUUGAUUCUGAAAUCGGAGAACAGGUGGCCGAUGAGUUGGGCGUGAAGUAUGGUCGGAAAAACGUUUUAUUUUGUCAAUGUGACGUCACUGAUUAUCCACAAUAUGAAGAGGCAUUUGAAAUGACCGUAAAGGUAUUUAAUCGACUGGAUAUAGUGAUCAACAAUGCUGGAGUUAUGAAUGACCGAUUUUGGGAACUAGAAGUCGAUGUUAAUUUGAACGGAGUCAUUCGCGGCACCCUUCUUGCUUACCGGUUCAUGGGAAAAGACCGCGGAGGUCAGGGCGGUACUAUUAUCAACACAGCGUCGACUGCCUUUGUCAGGCCUCAAGUCUCGACUCCAAUUUACACCGCUACUAACUAUGCUGUAGUUGGUCUUACAAGAUCGUAUGGGGAUCAAUACCACGUGAACUUGACUGGUGUUCGGAGCAUAGCUUUAUGCCCGGGUCUCACAGACACAGGACUUGUGAAAGAGAUCCGCAAGCAACUGAUGUCCUCCGAAUACGAAGCCGCUUGGCAGCGGGACAACGCCAACUGUAAGGCUCAAAGCCCGGAGCAUAUUGGAAGAACGUUGAUCGAGAUUUUGAUGAAGGCUCAGAGCGGGUCUGUUUGGAUUGUUGAAAACGGUCAACCGGCAAGGGAAUGGCGUGGUUAAUUUCUUGCUUGAAUACAAAUAUUUAUAUUUCUAAAGAUUUAAUUUACAACCACGUAAAUUUGCUUUUAUUUACUCUGUCUUUCUCCAGUAUUUUAACAGAUAAGAUGUUAAGUCAUAAAUAUGUUUAUAUUUUAAUUUAGAUUAUAAUAAAUAUCUACGACCUAAAUUCAAAACCAGAUUUUUCUGGGCAUGUCUCGUAUAAAAUAAAAAAAAUAUUUACCCUGCAAAUGUUGCCGGUAGAUAAUAUACGUACUUUAAAUUAAAUGUUUCAUUAGUGAUGUUUUAAUAUUGUUGUUUAGCUUAGUAAUUUUUUCUAAAUCGUGGUGAAUAUUUUUCUAGCUUUGAAAUUUUAUAAAAAACUUAUGAAACUAAUCUUACUAACAUUUUUGUAACAAUAGAUCAUUUUAAGCAAACCAAUGGAAAUUAAAUAAAAAUUGUUAAUUUAAAAUCACAGCUAUGACAUAUGCAACUUCGUUACUGUGCAAAAAAGAAGAAAUUUCCCCUAAGCACUUUUUUAAAGUAUUAAUGUAAUGAAAUAUGCACAAUAACAUUUAUGUAUGUAUACCAAUACUGUUGUGUAAUCCUGGUAUAAAGUUAAAUCAUAGUCUCUUUAUAUAAGGCUCAAGAUGUUAACAAUAAGUACUUAUGAUAACAAUACUAGCACUAAUUGUAAUACAUUAGGCCUAUACCCAAUUAAGUGAUUAUUUCAAACUACACAUACAUGUACUGACAGAGUAGGCCAGUGAGUUGGAUAGUUAAUAUAUGAAUCAUAAAAAAUAUAUAUAAUGGGUUAUCAGGAGUAACUGAGAAAUUACCUGGUACGUUUUACCUCCCUCCAAAAAAAACUACUAAUAUUAUAAAUAUGAAAGCAACUCUUGUUUUAUGUUAAGCUUUCAUGGCUAAACCACUGAACCGAUUUUGAUGAAAUUCGGUAUGAAACAAACUUAAGCCCCAAUAGGCUACUUUAUAUUAAAAAUAAUGUCUGUGAACAUUAAAAAAAAACCCGAGAAUACAGCAAAUUUUGUUCAUUUAUAUUGAUAUCGGUAUUAUUAGCAUUCGUUGGUUAUAGGCUUUAUGCAUUAUAUAUUAAACGUAAUUAUACGGUUGUGUACAUAUUUUCUUCUCGUAGAGGUAGUUUUAAGAACGGUAUU
This is a messenger RNA of Nymphalis io (European peacock), 2078 nucleotides long. RefSeq names its product 15-hydroxyprostaglandin dehydrogenase [NAD(+)]-like. Gene Ontology annotation, molecular function: oxidoreductase activity, acting on the CH-OH group of donors, NAD or NADP as acceptor. Bases 169 to 927 code for a protein of 252 amino acids. Gene Ontology annotation, cellular component: cytoplasm. The transcript has 6 exons. The record is from RefSeq and is a predicted model, not a curated record. NCBI's taxonomy places the organism in Eukaryota, Metazoa, Arthropoda, Insecta, Lepidoptera, Nymphalidae.